This is a messenger RNA of Podospora anserina S mat+, 1665 nucleotides long. RefSeq lists its product as uncharacterized. The transcript is spliced from 2 exons. Gene Ontology annotation, molecular function: translation initiation factor activity. Gene Ontology annotation, cellular component: cytoplasm; eukaryotic translation initiation factor 3 complex. Bases 1 to 1665 code for a protein of 554 amino acids. Gene Ontology annotation, biological process: cytoplasmic translational initiation. The record is from RefSeq and is a predicted model, not a curated record. Lineage: Eukaryota; Fungi; Ascomycota; Sordariomycetes; Sordariales; Podosporaceae.
AUGGCAUUGAAUGCGGGGCAACAAGAUUCUGCCGCCUCAGGGUUUGACAAGGCGAAAGCAGCAGAGGGCCAGGAAUCGACAAAGAAAGUGCUCCCACCAGUCCGAACCCUCCCGUCGGGCCCCCUACCGCCCUACGAGUCUCUGGAUGCGAUUUCUCCGCCAGCAAUACCAGAAGAUUUUCACGAUAUCGGUCGGUCCAAGCCCCUCUCUGACCUCCAUUCCGACCGUACCCCAUCCGAUUUGAGCGACUACUCGGACCACAACACUACCAAGUACACCGACUCGGUCGUCAAAGGCGCCGCACUUUUUCUCGAAUUUUACGGCUUAUCCUACACCCCCCACGCCGACAACACCGCGAGAAUGGCUUCCCCUCAGCUGAUUUUUGUCGAUGGCACCUUCGCCGAGCUGGCCCAGGAGAUGGCCGACUACAUCCAGGCCAACUCGGCCAAGACUGAACAUGCCGUCCAGGUUGGCGACGAGGUCAGACCCCUGUUGGAGAAGGAGAAGAACGAGGAUGCUCUCGAGGCUAUCGUCAAGGCCUCCGGCGUAUUGAAUACGGUUCCCGAAAAGGAGUUCACUGGUGCCAUCAACCUCCUUAUCCACCUUGUCCUCCAGUCCAACGAGCCCAAGAGACAUCUUCCUGCUGUCUGCAGCAACCUUCUCAAGCCCAUCACAUCCUCGCCAAGCCACGGCUUCACCCUUGCCGCGAGCGCCCUCAGCACCAUCUUCAACCUCCUGGAUAAGACGAACCCUGUCCGGUACAAUGUUUUCUUGCAGAUCAUCCGCUUCAUUCGCCAACACGGCCAGUACGAGCUUCUCAAGCCCCGGUUAAAGAACUUGGAGGCGUGGUUUGCCGAUUGGGAGACCAACGCGGAGGAUCAGCGCAAGCUCUAUAUCGAUGUGGCUGAUGCCGCUGCUGAGGCUGGCGAUGAUGAGGAGUCAUACCACUACAUUCUGAAGGCCCUCUCCACCUUUGAGCGCGAGGAAGCCGAGGGCGAGGAGGCCCAGAAGUAUUCUCUCAAGGCUCUCAAGAUGGCCAUUUCUUCCCCCACCCGGUUCGACUUCCAGGAUCUCCGUGCCCUCCCAAGCGUUCAGGCGCUUAGCGACUCUCAGCCCGUCUACUCUCAGCUUCUCGACAUCUUCACUGAGCAAGAUCUUGAGGACUACAACGACUUCAGAGAGGAGCACGAGGGUUGGAUCGAGAAGGAGAAGCUUGACCACGAGAAGCUGCAGCGCAAGAUGCGCCUGCUUACUUUCGCCAGUCUCGCCGCCAGCACGCCCAACCGCGAGAUCCCGUACGCCAACAUCGCUAAGGCUCUCCAGAUCCCCUCUGAGGACGUUGAGAUGUGGACAAUCGAUGUUGUCCGCGCCAAGCUUGUCGAGGGCAGACUGUCUCAGAAGCAAAAGGUCUUCCUUGUCCACAGAACCACCUACCGUGUUUUCGGUGAGAAGCAGUGGCGCGAGUUGGGCACGAGAAUCGACCAAUUCAAGCUGGUUGUUGACCGUCUCACCAGCACUGUGCGCAGGGCCCAGGCUGAGGUUGAGCAGGCGAGGAAGGCCGAGGAGGAGCAGCUUGCUAAGAAGCUCGCUGGCGCUGGUAUCAGCAGUGGUAACCCGGGCGACCGUCGCCGCCAGCCAAGGCAGCGGACGGAUGAUGAUGAUUGA